Molecule: messenger RNA, 480 nt
Organism: Quercus lobata
Lineage: Eukaryota; Viridiplantae; Streptophyta; Magnoliopsida; Fagales; Fagaceae
Exons: 2
Coding region: 1-480 (159 amino acids)
Source: RefSeq, a predicted model, not a curated record
AUGAGAUUUGGAAAUAAUCAACAAGUCCGAGAUUUGAAGAAGGAGAUAGCUGAAUUAGUCGACAAGGAAAACAGACUUUGGUUCCAAAGAUCUAAAGUCUUGUGGGAAAAAUUUGGAGACAGAAACUCAAAGUACUUUCAUAGCCAUGCUUCACAAAGAAAGAGGAAAAAUCUAAUCCGGAAGUUGAAGGACUCCAAUGGUCGUGUGGUUGAGAACAAUGAAGGCAUAGCUGGAUCUUUUGAGUCUCUACACAGUAUGCAGAAAUACACAGAGAAGGAAGGAUAUAUGGCCAUCAAGCUAGACAUGAGCAAAGCGUAUAACGGAGUGGAGUGGUCCUAUCUACAAUCAGUCAUGGAAAAAAUGGGGUUCACAGAGCACUGGAUCAAUCUCAUGAUGCUAUGUGUCAGAACUAUGACCUACUCAAUAUUGGUGAAUGGAGAACCCAAGGGCAUGAUCACACCAUCUAGGGGCAUCAGAUAG